CCCACUCGACGACUCGAUGGACGACCUCGUCGACCGCAUCCUCGACCAGCGCAGCCGCCUCGAGCUCGCGAGGCUCCUCCUCACCCAGUCGGCCCACGCCCAGCCUCGACCAGUCGCCGCCCUCGUCUUCCUCGUCGACUUCGCCUCGGCGCUCGCCAACGACCCGCCUCCUCCCGCCGGCGCACCCUCGACCUCGCCUCGAGACGCCGCCACGCUCAACGAGACCGCUGUACCGAGCUCAGCAACGGCCAACAGCGCAGGGGACUCGCUCGAGGGCGCGAGCGCGAGCACGUCGAGGCCAGCCGCGGACGAGGCGGCAGGUGCGCCGUCCGUCUCUCGGCGUGGGUCGAGCGCGCAGCGCGACGGGCAGGCCUGGUGGGACGCGUGGAGGGAGUACCUUGGCGAGGUCUACGCGCGACCGCCGACCAACGACGAGCACCGCGACGCUGCGACGCCGCCAGAGCACCCUUCCCCUCUCUUGCUCCCGCCAGCCACCCUCGUCCACCUGCGCUCGGCCCUCGCACGCCCUACCUUCGACCCCGACACCCGCUCCUGCCUCCUCUCCGGCUGCGCAGGCUCCCUCCUCCGCUUCCUCUCGCCCAUCGCAGACCCGACCCACCCACGCCACGACGACGACAACGCCGACGCCGACGUCUGCCCCGCCCUCGACAUGCUCAUGACCCAAGUCCGCCCGUCGACCUUCCCGGCGCCGCUCCCCUCGUCGACCGUGUCGGCACUCGCCCUCUCGCUCGCGACAACGCGCACCGCACCGCCGAAGCAGCGCACCGAGGCCUCGAGGCGCACGCUCGCGACGCUCCUCGGGCACUACGUCUCGCGCGCCGCGUUCGGCGACAUCCUCGAGGCGGACGAGCGCGCGCCCUCGUCCUCGUCGUCGGACCGCGACCUCGUCCUCGGCGUGUUCCCGGACCCGCCACCGAGAGCGGCCGACGCCGCCGACGAGCCGCACAACGACGAGGACGAGGACGACGCCGACACGCGCAGCAUCGCUGCCGGGAUCCGCGACGCCCACGCGUCGAUCGUGCGCAAGGACGACAAGCUGCGCUGGCUCCUCGGCGACAACUUUCAGCCGGGCGCCAAGGCGUCGUCGUCGUCGUCGUCGCUGUCCACGAGGGGCGCGCCGCACCACCUGCACCUCGGCGGCGCCGGCGCCAAUGGCAAGGUCAAGGCGGCGCAGCAGGCGCGCGCCCGCGAGCUCUCGGGCGCCUCGACCGCCUCGUCGACGACGUCCGCUGCGCCUGGCGACGCCAUCGCCGCCGCCUCGAGCAAGCGGCACCAGCGCCUCACGUCGUCGACGUCGUCCACCGCGCCCCUCCUCCUCCACGACCCAGCCGACCCAACCUCGUCCUCGUCCCCAACCUCGUCCCCCUCACGCCCGUCCUUCUCUCCCAACGGCCGCACCUCGUUCCUCCACCGCCGCGUCCUGUCGGCCGGCAACGAGCGCAUCCAUGCCCCGCCGCCUGCUGCGCUCCUCUCGACCUCGCUCGAGGACGCCGCCGCCGCCGCCCCAGCGCACGAGCCCCGCCUCGCCGCGUCGCCUGCGCGCCCGUUCGCCGACCUCGCGCCGGCGGUGCCGCACGUGCGCGGCGCGAGCCCCGGCCCAGGUCCAGCGCUCGGCCCACCGUCGCCGACGUCGCCCCGGCGCGUCUCGCUCGACUCGGCGCUCGACGCGCACCGCGGCGGCGGCGGCGGCGGCGGCGGGGUGUUGCUGCACUGUGACAGCCUGAGCGCCGAGCAACGCCGGGCGCUCGUGCGGCGGAGCAAAAAGCUCGAGGGCUUCUUUGGCGCGCCGUUCCAGGAGAGCGCGGCGGCGAGGGUGCUCGUUGACCGGCGGCCGGGUGUGCAGGGAGGAGGAGGAGGGGCCGGCGAUGGGCUCGGGCGCGACGAGGUGUCGCCGACGAACGCGUCGUUCACGGUCGAGCGGCCGCUGCCGCUCGGCUCGUCCGCUCCCGCCGCCGCCACGGCUUCGUCCGGCGCCUCGACGAGCACGUCGUCGCGUCGUGCGUCGCUCGCGCCGCCGGGCCCAACGGCGGGCUACGCGUUCGGCUCGCCCACGUCGCGCUCGACCCGCCUCGACGCGCGCCGCCCGUCGGCCCUGUCCCUCUCCGCGUCGUCUCAAGGCUCCCUCACCAACCUCGCGCGCCACCCAUCCUCGACCUCGACGACCUCGCCCUCGCUCUCGCCGCGCUCACCGACCAACCCCGGCGGCCGCCCGUCGCUGCACCGCUCGUCGUCGUCGCCCUCGCGCGGCCGCCGCUCGAGCUCGUUCUCGUCCCUCGCCGACACGCGCCACACGUACUUUUCCGAGCGCGUCGCCGCCGACCGCGCGCGCGACGAGCGCGACGAGCGCCGCAGGAAACUCGACAAGGUGCGGCGCGUGCUCGGCGAGCGCGUGCCGCUCGCGCUCGUCGUGCCCGGCGACGACCCGACGGCGACGACGGCGACGGCGGCGGCGGCGGCGGCGGCGGGGGUUGCGCCGGCGAUGGGCCGCGACCGGUCUCGUGGCGGCGCGCUGCGCGACCGCAUCAUGCGCAGGCCGCACGGCGGGGCGGCGGGCUCGUCGACCGGCGCUGGUGGCGGUGGGCACGCGCCUGAGCCGCUCGCGGGCGGCGGCGACGCCGGGUGGCGGUACGUCGAGCCGCAGUGGGUCGAGGGGGCGCAGGGUGCGGGAGAGGAGGGCGGCGAGACGCUCAAGAAGGGGAGGCCGGGUCUCUUUGGCGACCUCCCUCCUCCCGCCCUCUUCCUCUCGCAGGCCUCACCCAGCCCAUCCUCCCCCGCCGCCGGCUUCGGCACCUCGCGCCCCUCGUUCCUCGCCACCCGUCAGCGCCGCUCCUACUCGGACCUGUCCGACCUCGUCUCGUCGCCGUUCGCGCCGGGCGCGACAGCCGGCUCGUGGCUCCCGCCGGCGGCCAACAACCCGGCGUCGACGCUGCAGCGCGAGCCGACGAGGAGCAGCACGGUCAACUCGUACCGCGCGAGCAUCGCGAGCCUGCAGUACGUCAUGGAGCGCGACCCGGGCGCGCUUGACGAGGUCGUCAGGGUGUACUCGGAGGAGGCUGGGAGCAGCGGCAGCAGGAGCGCGGCCGAGGAGGAGGUGGACGAGGAGGAGGAAGACGACGAGGACGGUGAGAAUGAGGGAGCGGCGCCGGGCAUGAGGCGCUCGGCGAGCACGUCGAGCCACCGUGCCGUGCGGCAGGCGCAGAAGCUGUGCGCGUUUUUCGGCACCACCCGCGGCGAGGUGUGGCGCCUCCUCCUCAACGACAUCGAGGCGUCGGUCCUCGACGACGGCUCGCUCGAGGACGACGAGCGCGCAGAGGUCCUCGCCGGCCUCGAGCGCCUGCGCCAGUCGGGCCCGGCUCGCUUCUGA
Rhodotorula graminis WP1 is the source of this 3385-nucleotide messenger RNA. RefSeq lists its product as uncharacterized. The record is from RefSeq and is a predicted model, not a curated record. Lineage: Eukaryota; Fungi; Basidiomycota; Microbotryomycetes; Sporidiobolales; Sporidiobolaceae. The transcript is spliced from 4 exons. The coding region runs from base 17 to 3385 and encodes 1122 amino acids.